AUUGAAAAGUGAGUGAAAAAAGAUUUAUUAUGUAUGCGGUAUAACUGCAGCAUAGAGUAUCUUUUUAUACUGGAACUACAGCAAACCGAGAACUCGUUCGUUAAAUAAAGUUUAAUUUAUUAAAUUUUAUUUGCAAUGCCCGAAGUAGAGAAACUGUCUCUGACGGAGUUAUAUACUUCUGAGAAAAAUGGAAACGACCAGACUGGCGAUGGAACGGCAGAGAAGCCGUUUAAAACAAUUUUGAAAGCUAUGCGACACGCUGGAAAUGAGCCGUUUCCAACAAUUUUCGUUGAUGCAAAAGAAGAUGGAAAAUUGUAUGACGUCGCUGCAAAGUCCCAACUAAAGAAAAUUCAUAAGAUAUGGGUAAGAGAGAACUACAAAGCGUCAGACAAAGCUAAAGCAGAGGAAGAAACCAAUCAGAAACGGCAACAGAACAUUGAAGAAGCUAAAAAAGUCGAAAUCAAAGAAGAUCCCAGUCUUCCGAAAGCUAAAGUGAUUAAAAUAUUCCAAGCUGGAGAAUAUAGAGGUCAGCGAAUAUGUAUCCGAGGGUGGGUACAUAGACUCAGAAGGCAGGGUAAAGCCCUAAUCUUUAUCACUUUGAGAGAUGGAACUGGUUACUUGCAAUGCAUACUCCAUGGCAUUCUUUGUCAGACAUACAAUGCCCUUGUGCUGUCAACGGAAUCAUCUAUUGUUUUGUAUGGAACGCUUGAAGCAGUUAAGGAAGGCCAAACAGCUCCAGGUGGUCACGAAAUGACAGCAGAUUACUGGGAGCUGAUCGGGCUUGCCCCUCCAGGUGGUGCGGAUGCUAUCCUGAAUGAGGAGGCCUUGCCUGAUGUACAGUUGGACAACAGGCACAUAAUGAUCCGUGGGGAGAACACGUCUAAAGUGUUACGCGCGCGUGCGGCGGUGACGCGCGCUUUCCGCGAUCAUUUUGCCGCGCGGCAUUAUACGGAGGUGACGCCGCCGACGCUAGUUCAAACUCAGUGCGAAGGCGGCAGCACGCUGUUCGACUUCCAAUACUUCAGUGAGAAGGCAUACUUGACUCAGAGUUCGCAGCUGUAUCUGGAAACUUGUCUUGCGUCAUUGGGCGACGUGUACUGUAUAGCGCAGUCCUAUCGUGCAGAACAAUCCAGGACAAGGCGACAUCUAGCCGAAUACAGUCACGUAGAGGCCGAGUGUCCUUUCAUAACAUUCAAUGACCUGCUGGACCGGCUCGAGGAUCUCGUGGUGGAUGUGGUGGAACGAGUGCUCGCCUCGCCUGAAGGUCACUUGGUGUACGAGCUGAACCCUGACUUUAAAAAGCCACAGAAACCAUUCAAAAGGAUGACUUACAAGGAUGCUAUUGAGUAUCUCAGAGAGAACAAUAUCACUAAAGAAGAUGGAUCUUUCUAUGAAUUUGGUGAGGACAUCCCGGAAAUGCCCGAGCGCAAGAUGACGGACGCGAUUGGUGUCCCGAUACUUUUGUGUGAAUUUCCUGCGGAGAUAAAGUCAUUCUAUAUGUCGAGAUGUUCUCACGAUAGACGCGUUACGGAAUCUGUGGAUGUGUUGAUGCCCGGCGUCGGCGAGAUCGUCGGUGGUUCUAUGAGGAUAUGGGACCACGAACAACUCUUAGAAGGGUAUAAGCGUGAAGGAAUCGACCCCACCCCAUACUAUUGGUACACGGAUCAGCGUAAGUUCGGCAGCGUACCUCACGGCGGUUACGGGCUGGGGCUGGAACGGUUCCUGUGUUGGCUUCUCAAUAGAUAUCACAUAAGGGAGGUCUGCCUCUACCCGCGCUUCUUGGAGAGAUGCACGCCAUAAAUAUUUAUCGAAUAAAUUAAAAUAAAACUGUUUGCUUUGCCUUUUUUGUUUUAUUCCAAAUGCAUGCUUGGUUCUAGACUCGAAAGCUGUUUAUUAUGAUGCCUUUGCCGGUUUUUCAUAAAAAGUUCUAGUCGCUUGACUUUUAAUUAUUUCCAUGUAUUUUUUUUUUUUAUAAAUCACUUAUGAUUUUUAUUUUGCUGAACUGAAUGUUAAAAUUAAUUGUAUAAUAGAGUAAGUUUAUGGCUCGAGUUUUCUCACACUCGUAAAACCAGUUCUAAAACUUGAUAAAAUCUUGAAACUGGAAAUCAUAGCUACGACUAAAAUAAGAUUAGGUUUUGGUGGCAUAGUUAAAUCUAAGCCAAAGAGAUUUGAAUAUAUAAACUUAUUGUUUUGUGAUAAUUUUAUUUAUGUAUGUUUUUUUUAAUCUACAACGCUAUGUUUUAUAAAUUAAUAAAUGAAACUAUUGCCAAUAGCACAUACUAUAUUUAUUGUGGUGUGAAAAUAAAUCAUAUUCUCAUAUUCUAUUAUAUCAUUACAAUGUUUAACCUAAUGAAAUAAUAUUCACAUUGUAUAUUUUAUCUAUUAGUAAUGCACUGUAUUUUCAUUAAGGUUAUUCUACUUUCUAAAAUAAAGUACCAUUAAUUGAGU
This is a messenger RNA of Diatraea saccharalis (sugarcane borer), 2448 nucleotides long. The record is from the annotation of a GenBank genome assembly. NCBI's taxonomy places the organism in Eukaryota, Metazoa, Arthropoda, Insecta, Lepidoptera, Crambidae.